UCCUUAAUACUUUUGUACUUAAAUGUUCGGCACAUGUUAAUCUCGCGAUCUGAAUAACAAAACACAACAACAUAUGCUACACAUUCACAUUUCAUACGUAAAAAAAACAAAUCUAUCUAAUUUCGUUAAUUCAGCACAGAUUAGUUAGCUAGCUGUUGAAUUAGACCGCUCCACUUGCACGCUGUUUGAAGCUCGUUGAAUUGACUCCAUUCCUUCUAUAUAUAUAGCCACCCAAGAAGCCUUCAUUCCACUGCAACAAAACCUUUCGAUUCAGAUAUGAAGUCCCUUCUUCAGAUACUCUUCCUUUUGGCUAUGCUAAUGGCUUUGGUCAUUGCUGAUUCAGAAACAGUACACAAAAAAGAAUCAGCAUUCCUGACCACCAUCAAAAGCCAGAACUCUACUGUUACCCCAUCUUCUGAAAGUGAAGAAUUAGCGUCUCUCCGUGGAGCCAAAAGCCUCAAUGGCCAUAAAACUGUGCAUGGGGCCAUGACUUGUGGUAAAUACCCUAGAGUUUGUCGCACUAAGGGCAGCGAAGGACCUGACUGUUGCAAGAAGAAAUGUGUGAAUGUGUCAACGGACAGAAAUAACUGUGGCAUGUGUGGAAAAAAGUGCAAGUACUCGCAAGUGUGUUGCAAAGGUAAAUGUGUCAAUCCUAUGGUUGACAAGCACCAUUGUGGAAAAUGCGGCAACAAGUGCACCAAAGGGGAUUCCUGCGUUUUUGGUUUGUGUAGCUAUGCGUGAAUGAAUCGUAGGGGGCAUCCACUUCUAAUGAAGGACAAUAUUCAAUUAAUUACUUUUCAUUAAUGGUUCAAAAAAUAUAAUCUAUUAUUUGUACGUGACUGAAUAAACUCACGAAAGUGAUCAUUUUAGGAUUAUAUAGAUGACCUUUGCUGC
This is a messenger RNA of Vigna angularis (adzuki bean), 894 nucleotides long. RefSeq names its product stigma-specific STIG1-like protein 1. The record is from RefSeq and is a predicted model, not a curated record. NCBI's taxonomy places the organism in Eukaryota, Viridiplantae, Streptophyta, Magnoliopsida, Fabales, Fabaceae. The coding region runs from base 277 to 741 and encodes 154 amino acids. The transcript has a single exon.